CUGGAGACGAGGAAUACACUCAAUCCUUUCUAUUCUCUAUUUCAUUUGGCAUGUUCUUUGCAAACAGGAAAGAAUCGGAGGCUGAAGCAGGCCAAAGAAGAAGCCCAGGCAGAGAUUGAGCAGUACCGCCUGCAGAGGGAGAAGGAGUUCAAGGCCAAGGAAGCAGCGGCACUUGGAUCUCAUGGCAGCUGCACCACUGAAGUUGAGAAAGAGACCCAGGAAAAGAUGAGCGUUAUCCAGCAGAACUUCCAGAAGAACCGGGAGGUGGUCCUCUCCCAGCUCUUGUCUCUUGUGUGUGACAUCAAACCUGAAAUCCAUGUGAAUUACCGCAUCAAUGGGUAGUCGUGGGAGAAGGAAUAAGCAUAAUGGGAAUGGCUGGUAGUAACAGCUGAGCUUCAGGUGGAAUGUACAGCUUUUAGCCAUACCUUAACUGUUCUUGUAAAUGUGCUAAGUUA
This is a messenger RNA of Nestor notabilis (Kea), 455 nucleotides long. RefSeq names its product ATPase, H+ transporting, lysosomal 13kDa, V1 subunit G1 (gene ATP6V1G1). The record is from RefSeq and is a predicted model, not a curated record. The annotation marks the transcript as partial. The transcript has 2 exons. Gene Ontology annotation, biological process: proton transmembrane transport. Gene Ontology annotation, molecular function: proton-transporting ATPase activity, rotational mechanism. Gene Ontology annotation, cellular component: vacuolar proton-transporting V-type ATPase complex. NCBI's taxonomy places the organism in Eukaryota, Metazoa, Chordata, Aves, Psittaciformes, Psittacidae.